CGAGCCCUAACACCUGUUUCUCUCUCUCUCUCAUCGAACUUGGAUUAUCAGCGAGGAGCAGCCAUGGUUUGGUUUCAAUGCGAGGAUUGUGGUGAUAAUCUCAAGAAACCAAAGCUUGCUAAUCACUUUAGAGUUUGCUCUGCUAACAAGCUGUCAUGCAUCGAUUGCGGGCAGAUGUUUGGGCAACAGAGUGUUCAAGGACACACACAAUGCAUCACGGAAACGGAAAAGUAUGGUCCAAAAGGCCAAGCUAAACCUUCUACACCUGGAAAACCUAACAGUUCCUCAAAGCCGAAACCAGAGGUUGACAUAAAUGUUGGAUUAUCAGAACGUCCUCCAUGGUUCUGCAGUCUCUGUAAUACCAGUGCUACUAGUAAGCAAACCCUGCUUCUCCAUGCCGAUGGGAAGAAACACAGAGCAAAAGCACGAGCAUUCCAUGCUUCGCAGCAACCACCCAAGGUGUCAGAGGAACCGACACCUAAUACCGAAGGUAAAUCUGAAAACAUACAAAAGAAUGAUUCAGAGGAUGUUAAGGAAACACUUACAUCUGAAAACAAGAAGAGAAAGCUUGAAUCAUCUGAAAACAAUGGUGCUAGCCAUACUCCUGGAGGCAAUGCGGCCGGUGAAUUGGGCAACGGGGAAGUGAUUCAGGAUGCAAAUACUGAAUCAGAGAAACCCAAGAAAGCCAAACGGAAAGAAGAAGACGGCCAGAAGAGAAUAAAAUGGAAGAAGAUAAUAACCGCAGUCUUGAAUUCGAAUCCCGAUGGCAUUCUGAAGAUGAGAAAACUACGGGCUCAAGUUCUGAAGACUCUUACAGAAUCUGGCUCAAAAAUAGACGAGAACCAACUUGUUGAUACACUCGAGCAUAAGAUUAAUUCGAGCUCCAAGUUUACUGUUAAUGGAAAAUAUGUACAAUUGGUUUCUAAAAGUUGAAGCCUGAGGUUUUAUGCAAAAUCCCUCAAGAACUGCAUAUUGUGGAAGGUGAGCAUCCAUGCCUCAUUGGGUAAUUGGAGUCUUUUGAUUUGUGAUGAACUUUUGUAGAUGAAAAUUUUGUUAAAGAUACCCUCAUUUAUGAACACAAGAAUGAAAAGAGAGUAGCCCCUUUUCGGUUUUUCGUUUAUGUUCUUUCUUUACUAAGGGGCCGUUUACCUAAAUGCUUACCAGGUUAGCGCUUACCGUAAGGAGUCAACACUAUAAUUUAUAUUACCGGGUAAGAUUGUAGUACAUCAAAAUGGUAUCGUAUGCAACAAUUUAUCCAUUAAGCACUUA
Cynara cardunculus var. scolymus (artichoke) is the source of this 1269-nucleotide messenger RNA. RefSeq names its product UBP1-associated proteins 1C. The transcript has 6 exons. The record is from RefSeq and is a predicted model, not a curated record. Gene Ontology annotation, cellular component: nucleolus. The coding region runs from base 64 to 933 and encodes 289 amino acids. Lineage: Eukaryota; Viridiplantae; Streptophyta; Magnoliopsida; Asterales; Asteraceae. Gene Ontology annotation, molecular function: zinc ion binding; DNA binding. Gene Ontology annotation, biological process: rRNA processing; negative regulation of transcription by RNA polymerase II.